This is a messenger RNA of Schistosoma turkestanicum, 657 nucleotides long. The record is from the annotation of a GenBank genome assembly. NCBI's taxonomy places the organism in Eukaryota, Metazoa, Platyhelminthes, Trematoda, Strigeidida, Schistosomatidae.
AUGUGCUGUCCUCAAUACAGUCCUUCAGUGAUAACAGAUCGUGAUGUUGUUGAACGAGAUAAGGAUAAAUAUUUAUUAUUUUCAUGUAUUGCUUAUAUUCAUCAAUGUAAAACUGGUCCAUUUGAAGAACAUUCACAUACAUUGUAUGGUAUAAGUGAAAUACCGAAAUGGGAAAAAGUCAAUUCUGGUUUAAUUAAAAUGUACAAAGGUGAAGUUUUAGAAAAAUUCCCAGUAGUUCAACAUUUUCUAUUUGGCAAUUUAUUAUCAUUUGAUUCAAUACAAACUAUGAAGCGUUUGAACAAUCAAACACCUACUACUACGGCUGAACAACGCAGUCACAUUCCUUCAAAUAGUAGUGAUUUAUUCGUUAAACCAAUCACAUCAACACCCACCAUUUCACAACAAUCGAAUUCACAUGCUGGUGCUGAUGGCGUUGAACAUUCUUGAAGUUUAGAGAAAAAAAGAAAAAGAAAAGAUUUUUUCAAAGUCAUUGGAUCGAUUAUACAGUUUUAAUUUUAUGAGUUUUCUUUUUAAAACAGAAUUGAUUAUGUAUAUAUAUAUAUAUCUAUAAUAUAAUAUAAUAUAAUAUAUAGAGGAGAGAUGUUUGCAAAACCAUAUAAGCAUUUUCAUUCUAAAACAAUGGAUUGUUACUUGUUU